Molecule: messenger RNA, 2012 nt
Organism: Linum trigynum
Lineage: Eukaryota; Viridiplantae; Streptophyta; Magnoliopsida; Malpighiales; Linaceae
Source: the annotation of a GenBank genome assembly
AUCUUUACGCUCUAGGCGAUCCGGAAGCAGUCAAUCGCCUCUGCCGUCAAACUCCUCUCCCAAUCGAGAAGAUGCUGCUGCCGCCGCGGCCAUCCCCGCUGUCGAGAAACUUGGUAGCUUGGCGUCCGCUCCUCCUCCUUUCGUCUCGCAACAUUGUAGGCUCUAAUCCUCCUUGCUCAGUCGUACCUCCGUCGCCGGCUGUUGCAGCUUCUGCUAGGCCGUACCCGGCCGAGGAGUUAUGUGCGCUGGAGCAGCUCAAGGUCGAGGUCCUUACGGAUCAACACCUAGAUUGGUUUCUAGGGUUCAAGAAUUUGAUGAACAGCUACUUCAAGGGCCGCGUAGGGAGGGAUGUGCUCCCCGAUUUGAUAAAGGAAUCUAUUCUCAAGUUCAGGGCUGAAAACAAUAAUGAGGAGUUGCCGGAGGAGCUUCAGGGUGUCUAUGUAGAGAAAGAAGCGAUAAUCCUCAGGGGAGAUUGGAUUGUAGAGUUGCAGAACUUGUUGAGGGAAUACAUCAAAGGCAAACAGCAUUUGCUUCCUGCGAUCAAGGAAAAAGCUUCUGAAGAUGAGGCUGUCAGGGAAGCAUGAUCACAUGGUGAACGCGUAUCCAAAUGUGAGGUGCAGAUCACCUCGAUUGGAGUAUACAAAAACCAGAGCCGAAUACUUCGACAAUUAUGCCAACCUCAUUCUUCCAGGCAAGUUUUCCCACCCAAGAACUUUAGUGUCAUUUUUCAGUUUUUAUGUAUGAAAUCACAACACUAAAAACAUGUUUAGUUAUGUUUUCAUUUGAUCUUCUAGAAACAAAAGUUGGCAACACAACAUAAAGUAGUUGAAAAAAUGUGAAACAAUAAUAAGUAGUUUCAUGGCUGUUUCCAAAACUGUUCCUUGUAGAAUCGUAUCAGUUACUGUAAUAAUUUCACUCAAAUGAGUCUAAGAAUGAAUCUCACUAGAUCCAACCACUUUCUAAAUAUUAUUUCUCCCUCCAUUUUUAAAUGACUCAUCAUCGAAACCUUAUUGUCAACAUUAUUUUUCCUUCUGUUUUUAUUUCUCAAUUUUUUCAUAAAUUGUCAUGCUCCAUAAUUCCUCCCAUUAUUUUCUACUUUUGUUUUCGUCUCAACAUUGAUACUAAACAGGACCUAAAAAGCAAAUAAACAUAUAAAAUUUUCAAAUUCCAUUUUUACAUGACUCAUCAUCGAAACCUUAUUGUCAACAUUAUUUUUUCUUUUGUUUUUAUUUCUCAAAUUUUCAUAAAUUGUCAUGCUGCAUAAUUUCUCCCAUUAUUUUCUACUUUUGUUUUCGUCUCAACAUUGAUACUAAACAAGACCUAAAAAGCAAAUAAACAUAUAAAAUUCUCAACUUCCAUGUUUUUUUCUAGAAUAUGGACUACAAAUGUUUUCGGUUUUCAUUUUCAUGGUGUUGUAAUUGUACGUUUGUUGUUACAACAGUACUGCAAUCACAAUAGAAAAAAAUAAAGGUACUAAACUGGUUUUUUUUAUUUUGUAAUCUUUAGUCACUCUGAUGCUAUUAUUGCCUCCCUUAUUUGCAUAUUGAAUAAUACACAGAUGAUGUCAAGGAAAAACUGGUGGAGAAGGUCAGAUUGUUAGUCCCUUCAGAGUUCGUCGAGGAAGAGUAUUUUAUAGGGGAGCUGAUGAGGAAGUUAAGGCGCUAUUCGACCCUUUAUAAGGAAGAGCUUGAACUGUAUAGAGAAUUUGAGAGUGAAGUACUGAUCGAUUAUAUAAACAGAGUGGAAGCCCAGGAGAAGGGUGCAACUACGCAAUUUCAUCGUUUUGACGAUGAUGAUGAUGAGAAGAAUGCUCGUGAAGUUGUCAGGAAAUACAAAGUCUUGACUGAUGAAGCUGUGAGGAAGUGUCCAAGGAGAUAUCUUUUCGAUGAACCAAAGGAGUUGGAAUAUAUACACACAAAUUGGGAAUGUCGGCUAUACUAGAGUCAUAUCUACUGAAUUUGGUGUUAUCGUUUCGACGAAUGUAUAAUCUUUAAUAAUCCAUCUGAUGGACU